This is a messenger RNA of Nerophis ophidion (straightnose pipefish), 9706 nucleotides long. It is a transcript of the gene cnih2, whose product is annotated as cornichon family AMPA receptor auxiliary protein 2. NCBI's taxonomy places the organism in Eukaryota, Metazoa, Chordata, Actinopteri, Syngnathiformes, Syngnathidae. Gene Ontology annotation, biological process: regulation of AMPA receptor activity; vesicle-mediated transport. The coding region runs from base 619 to 1101 and encodes 160 amino acids. The record is from RefSeq and is a predicted model, not a curated record. The transcript is spliced from 7 exons. Gene Ontology annotation, cellular component: synapse; dendrite.
UCAAAAUAUUCUCUUCCAGAGGGAGAGUAGAGUGAGGAAAGACCUGCUGCUGUGCCAGAGCCUGGACAUAGACACAGGCAUGUUGUAAUUACUGCUUCCUUUACCAAUUGAACCCUGAGAAAAAGAUGCCAGGCGGACAGUUCUGCCAUGUUGGCGACUCAAAAUAAACCAAGACGGGGACAGAGCGGACUUUUUUGGGGCAGAUGCAGACUUUUUCUAACCGGCGUGUGCUGGAGUGACUCGAGCAGACGCUUCGACGAUGUCCUCGCCGGGAAGCAACAGUUGGACUGAAAGCCAUAAGCACUAAUAGUAAUACACCAUCUUUGACAAUAAUUCCGGUGCGGUGGCAUGUGAUUCCACUCCAAGACAUUCAUUCAUGCACAAGUGCUUCCUGCGCACGAGUGCAGCCGUAGAAAGCUAGUACUUUCUAUUAUUGAUUAUAGCUGAGUGUUUGACUGGACCUGGAUGACACAGAGUAACAUCAAGGACGUCAACGUGCGGACGACAGACUAAAAGGAGGACAGUGAGGGAGUCCCAGCACCAGAGAGGUAAAGGGAGGAAGGGGUCUUCCCUUUCUCUCUCUCCACCCGUCUCGUCGCCAGGCUGGCAGGCCCCGCCAUGGCAUUCACCUUUGCGGCCUUCUGCUACAUGCUCACCUUGGUGCUGUGCGCCGCCCUCAUCUUCUUUGUCAUCUGGCAGAUUAUUGCGUUUGAUGAGCUGCGCACGGACUUCAAAAACCCCAUCGAUCAGAGCAAUCCCACCAGAGCGAGGGAAAGGAUUCUCAAUAUCGAGCGAAUCUGCAACCUUCUCCGCAGAUUGGUGGUGCCAGAGUAUUCAAUCCAUGGGCUCUUUUGCCUCAUGUUCAUGUGUGCUGGAGAGUGGGUCACACUUGGCCUAAAUAUCCCGCUUCUCUUCUACCAUCUGUGGAGGUUUUUCCAUCGACCGGCUGAUGGGUCAGAGGUCAUGUAUGAUCCUGUAAGUGUGAUGAACGCCGACAUCCUCAACUACUGCCAGAAGGAGUCCUGGUGUAAGCUGGGCUUUUAUCUGCUGUCUUUCUUCUAUUAUCUCUACAGCAUGGUCUAUUCCCUGGUGAGCUUCUAACAAGCUCAUGCUGAGACCGAGGUACAACAUCCAAAAGGAAAGAACCUUCCCACCAGUGGCUUGGGUUUUUCAAGGUCGUUUUUUUGGAAUACGAAACAAAAACAACAAAAAACCCAGUCUGAGUGCCAUUGUGAAUGUAAAAGGUGUUUAUAUUGCUUCAUGUCAAACACUGCUGUGACACAAAUGGACAAAAGGUAUGAAUGAAGGAUGUGAAAGGUGUGUGCUGCCUUUGACGCCUGAUUACAAAACUCACUGAAGGGCUGGAGUAAUGCCAUGCUGCUCUUAGUGAUCCAGUCGCCCAACUCACUGUGAUUCUCCAAACACUUAACAUGGGCUGGAACACAAAACUAUAAGUCUGUAACGUUUGACUUUGAAAUAGCUAUUUGCUAUUAUCGUGUAUAUUUUACAAAAAAUAGACACCUCUAAUAUUCAACCACUGUUUUUCUGUAGAGUUUCAGGUACAUGAGUGUAAAGAGGAUGGGACGUUAAAACCCCCCACUAAAAACGCGGACAGGAAUAUAACAGAUCGGUGCGUGCACAGACACUUUCAACCAAGAUGGGGGAAAAAACUUUGACCAUCAGGUUCAUCACAAUCAUAUUCACAUUGUAAUAAUGAUAAUAAUAAUAAUAAUAAUAAUGAUAAUAAUAAUAAUAAUAAUAAUAAUAAUAAUAAUAAUAAUGUCGAAGUCUCCAUGCGGAUAUCCUUAAGUGUGUUUUUAGCCGUAAGGACAUUUUGUGUGCUAAUUAUAGCUAGAAGAGAGUGAUUUGCUCAUAGAUUCAAUGCCAAAUGUUUGUACCUGAAAAGUGAAAACAAUAAAAAUGAGCUUUGAAAAAAGCCAGCAGGCUGUGUAUAGGUUUUCACUUUCUUCAAGACGAUAUCUAUCAUUGGUGCAAUGGUUUUCUUAAAGGAAAACAAGGAGAUAGAAGAACAAAAUUAACUAUGGUCUGUAUUUUUUGUGUGCAGAAAAAGCCUUAUUUUCGGUGUUGUUUAAUCAUUAGCAUCGAUGCUAGCCAUUUUAGCACAGCGACAUUGCUCAGAUCCGUAAUAAGGCAUAGAGCUCUUAUGUAUGAGAAGCAAUUUAAAACGCCACUCUUGCAAUGUAGAAAGUUUGAUAAUGUGUCUGUGUAAAAACAGUUAGGUAGGUUGGUUUACAUCAACAAGCCAUCUAUGUCAACCAAAUCAAGUCCGGGUCCACCGUGUUAUUUUUAUGACUAAAAAGUGCCCACUUAUGUCGACAUUGGCUGCUUUUGUCGACGUAAAAUGUGAGACCCAAAGGGUCAUUUCUAUGAAAAUCAAGUCUGUUUGUGUCGACUUGUAGUACAGUAUUGUUAGAGCGGACCAAUGAUACAUUUAAUCUAUUUUGACUUAUAGAUGUUCUCACAUUGUUGGAUACUCAUGUUAAACAGAGCUAAAGUUGGCGUGAGCUUGCACGCAGUUUUGGAUGCCUCUGUUAGCGAGGGUUUUCAGUCUGGCAAAGUGGACAUGUUUAUUUGGAGAUAAAGUCAAGCUCUCAGUACCUAACGUUGUGACCGGGUGAAUCUGUAAGGUUGAUUUUUGACUAUAUCUGUAAAACAAAAGUAGUGAAGACUUCUUGAUGUACGUCGAACAGUGUACAUUUUAAAAAGAUCAAUGAUGAUACUCGCAGAGAAGGUGGGGCGUGGUUUCAUUUGCAAUAGACAAUGUGUAUUGAAUAUGCUUUGGUGUGAAUUUUGCGUACAUUUUGCCCCACUGUCAUUUUUGUAACCCUUUAUCUAAGUCUCUCUUAAAUAAAUCUUCAUUUGUGUAAGCGUUCCAUCCAUCCAUCCAUCUUCUUCCGCUUAUCGGAGGUCUGGUCGCGGGGGCAACAGCCUAAGAAGUGGCUGGGGAGAGGGAAGUCUGGGUUUCCCUGCUUAGGCUGAUGCCCCCGUGACCCGACCUCGGAUAAGCGGAAGAAGACGGAUGGAUGGAUGGAUGGAACGGUUCCACAAAUGAAGAUUUAUUUAAGAGAGACUUUAAAUAAAGGGUUACAAAAAUGACAGUGGAGCAAAAUGUACGCAAAAUUCAUACCAAAGCAUAUUCAAUACACAUGGUCUAGACCAGUGGUUCUCAACCUUUUUCAGUGACCCUGUGAAACAUUUUUUAAUUCAAGUACCCCCUAAUCAGAGCAAAGCAUAUUUAGUUGAAAAAAAGAGAUAAAUAAGUAAAAUACAGCACUAUGUCAUCAGUUUCUGAUUUCCUAAAUUGUAUAACAGUGCAAAAUAAUGCUCAUCUGUAGUGGUCUUUCUUGAACUAUUUGGGAAAAAAAGAUAUAAAAAUAACCAAUAACGUGUUGAAAAAUAAACAAGUGAUUCAAAUAUAAAUAAAGAUUUCUACACAUAGAAGUAUUCAUCAACUUAAAGUGCCCUCUUUGGGGAGUGUUAUAGAGAUCCAUCUGGAUUCAUGAACUUAAUUCUAAACAUUUCUUAACAAAAAAAAGAACUCUUGAACAUAAAUAUUUAUGGAACAUGUCCACAAAAAAUCUAGCAGUCAACAAUGAAUUGUUGACAGAAUUGUUGCAUUUCUUUUCACAGUUUAUGAACUUACAUUCAUAUUUUGUUGAAGUAUUAUUCAAUAAAUGUAUUUAUAAAGGAUUUUUGAAUUGUUGCUAUUUUUAGGAUAUUUAAAAAAAAAAAUCUCACGUACCCCUUGGCAUACCUUCAAGUACCCCCAGGGGUACGCGUACCCCCAUUUGAGAACCACUGGUCUAGACCACAAGGAAGUGUUAUAAAUUGUAGAUUAAAAUCAUCAUAGGUCCACUUUAACUUCCUCAGUGCGAAACGACAACAGCAACAUAACUACUGGAAAUACAUCAAAUGUGCACAUCGCGCAAAGUAAACUUCAAAAUUACAGGAUUUUGUGAGGUUGCGCGGCUCCAAAUUUAAUUCUGCGCAUCGUGCACCUACUUCCUCACUUCUUGGUUUCCAUUGACGGAGAGGUGUAUUUGUCACGUCUCUCAUUGUUUUAGUUGUAUCCACUCGUGAGCAGUAUAGGGUGGAAACAGGCACUCAGCAAAAAUACAUUUGACUAUUUUUUCCAUGCUCGUUAUAUAUGUAAAGAGUAAUUUCACAAGUCUGGAUAAUGCGAUCAGACAUGCAUUAGUUGUUGCUUAAAAGACCAAUCCUUUGCUCAUUUGCUCUUGUUUAUUAGUUGGAAAUAUUCGUAGACAUACUGCUCCUGCUGCGUUAUUGUGACUUGAAUAGCAGUAGAAAUACAGAGAUUCAGGGGCCUGACUACAAUGUGGUUCAGACAAAAGUGUUCGACAGCUCGGACAGGAAAAACCGUCAGACGUAGUCGGUCAAGAUAGUUCAUGUUACAAUUUACCGCUCCUAGACAUUCACACUAUAAUAUGACUCAAAUAUUUAUUGUAAAAUAAAGUGUACGAAAGUCAUGUUUUUAAUAGACAGUAAUACAAGGAAUAAGGACUGGAACCAGAAAAAAUGCAAAUCAACAAUGGCUAUGUUUACAUGAACAAUAAUCAUCUUUUUCUAAAUGAAAGCACUGUUGGAAUUGUGGUGUCCGCAUGAAAUGUUUACGUGAUACAGCAGAUGUGUGUCCAAGUCCUUUUCUGACAAUUCCUUCCUUUUGUUGAAUAUUGGAAUACAGAGGUACCUCAACUUAAAGGGGAUCUGCACUAUUUUCUGUAUUUUGCCUAUACUUCACAAUCAUUAUGAAAGCAAUGACGACGGAUGGAUUUUUUUUUUAAUGCAUUCAAAAAAUCUAAAUAAAGGUAAAUAAAUGUCUACUCAUUGCGCAGCCAAUCGGAGCUCCACUAUUCCACCCAUAAAAUCAAAUAAAUAAUUCUGACAAUCCAUUUACAUUUCUUGACUUCAGCAUUGACCAAGUAUUUGUGAUAUUGUUAUAACAAGCGCUAACGCAGACAAACUAUUUGUAGCAACGAGGUCCUUUAGGACCUGAAACUAGCGAGAACGACACAAAAAGCGCUUGUUUCCCCAUUUCUCUGCGAAGAUUAUGAGUCAUUCUUUAUCUAAACGGGAAUACAUGAACAUCCCAGAAGUUGACAUCCUAAUGACAGCAGACAUUGUACAGUUAGUGAUGUUUUGUUCGCUCUCAUAAAGUCUGCAGUGAGUAGAAAUAUUAAAUGUUAUUAGUAAUGUGCCCGUAACUACAUUAUAUAUACACUUACAUCAUGUAUAUAAAACACUAAUGCAGUGGUUCUCAGCCAUUUUUCAGUGAUGUACCCCCUGUGAACAUUUUUUUAAUUCAAGUACCCCUUAAUCAUAGCAAAGCAUUUUUGGUUGAAAAAAAAGAGAUAAAGAAGUAAAAUACAGCACUAUGUCAUCAGUUUCUGAUUUAUUAAAUUGUAUAACAGUGCAAAAUAUUGCUCAUUUGUAGUGGUCCUUCUUGAACUAUUUGGAAAAUAAGAUGUAAAAAUAACAAAACAUUUGUUGAAAACAUUUUAAAACAAGUAAUUCAAACAUAAAUAAAGAUUUCUACACAUAGAAGUAUUCAUCGACUUAAAAUGCCCUCUUUGGGGAUUGUAAUAGAGAUCCAUCUGGAUUCAUUAACUUAAUUCUAAACAUUUUUUUCACAAAAAAAGAAAUCUUUAACAUCAAUAUUUAUCAAUCAAUCAAUCAAUGUUUACUUAUAUAGCCCUAAAUCACUAGUGUCUCAAAGGGCUGCACAAACCACCACGACAUCCUCGGUAGGCCCACAUAAGGGCAAGGAAAACUCACACCCAGUGGGACAUCGGUGACAAUAAUGAUCCAGUGGGACGUCUGUGACAAUAAUGAUUAUGAGAACCUUAGAGAGGAGGAAAGCAAUGGAUGUCGAGCGGGUCUAACAUGAUACUGUGAAAGUUCAAUCCACAAUGGAUCCAACACAGUCGCGAGAGUCCAGUCCAAAGCGGGUCCAACUCAGCAGCGAGAGUCCCGUUCACAGCGGAGCCAGCAGGAAACCAUCCCAAGCGGAGGCGGAUCAGCAGCGCAGAGAUGUCGAGGCGGAUCAGCAGCGCAGAGAUGUCCCCAGCCGAUACACAGGCAAGCAGUACAUGGCCACCGGAUCGGACCGGACCCCCUCCACAUCUCCACAAAAAAAUCUAGCUGUCAACACUGAAUAUUGCAUUGUUGCAUUUCUUUUCACAGUUUAUGAACUUACAUUCAUAAUUUGUUGAAGUAUUAUUCAAUAAAUAUACUUAUAAAUUAUUUUUGAAUUGUUGCUAUUUUUGAACAUUUUUUUAAAUUCUCACGUACCCCUUGGCAUACCUUCAAGUACCCCCAUUUGAGAGCCACUGCACUAAUGGAUGUGUUUGGAUGUUUUUUAAGGGGCUUUAUAGGCAGAAUCGAACGUCUGCCAUAGGCUCCAUUGUAAGUGGACUUUUGAUGGAAUGUAUUUAAUAUUUAGAACGCAUUAAAAAAAAUCAAUCCGUCGUCAUGUCUUUCAUAAUGAUUGUGAACAAUAGGCAAAAUUAAAAAAUAAAAUUGCUGUUCCCCUUUAAGAGUGCCCCAACACAAGUGUUUUGAAAUUAUAGAUGUUUCUCUGUGAAUUGUUAUGCUUCAAGUUACAGGCAAAAAUUGGUGUAGUAAAAGUUACAGUAAAUCUCACAAGAGCUGCCAAAAACAUCUGGUCUUACUAGCUAGCAAUAGCUUACUGGUAGUUGUCUCAAAAAAACUUUGUUUUACAACCAUGGGAAAGAAGAACAUGAGUGCUGAGAGGAAGUUUAAAAAUUAAAAAAAAAUAAAAAUAAAAAUCAAAAACAUGACAAGAGUGUUGUGCCAAUUUGGUGAAGCAAUUCGAGCGUAUCACUGCUGGUUUGCACUAAAGCAGUAUGAGUGUUAUACUAGAUCAGGGGUCGGCAACCCAAAAUGUUGAAAGAGCCAUAUUGGACUAAAUACACAAAAACAAAUCUGUCUCAAGCCGCAAAAAAUUAGAAGCCAUAUUACAUACAGAUAGUGUGUCAUUAGAUAUACAUUGAAUUAUGAGGUUUUAAAGGAAACUAUAUGAGCUCAAAUAAACCUACAAAUGAGGCAUAAUGAUGCAAUAUGUACAUAUAGCUAGCCCAAAUAGCAUGUUAGCAUCCAUUAGCUUGCAGUCAUGCAGUGACCAAAUAUGUUUGAUUAGCACUCCACACAAGUCAAUAACAUCAGAAAAAAUUCACCUUUGUGCAUUCAUGCACAACGUUAAAGGUUUGGUGGACAAAAUGAGACGGAAAAAGAAGUGGCAUAAAACACGUCUUAGAAAGUCGGAGAAAGUUAUACAUGUAAACAAACUACGGUGAGUUCAAGGACCGCUAAAAUUAGUAGGACAAAACCAUGCUCGCCAAAUAGUCAAAUCAGUGAAGCAUGUUUAGUAUAAACAGUGUGCUCUAUAACAAUUAGGGAGGUUUGUGUCAUGUUUUUCCUCCUACAGAAAACCAUAUUAAAACAAAAAAUGAUUUUUUUUCCCCUCAUCAGUUUCCAUUUUUCAUAUAUUUUUGAAAAAGCUCCAGAGAGCCACUAGGGCGGCGCAAAAGAUUGUUGCCAAACCCCGUACUAGCCAAUAAUGUUAAAGUAGAAUUGUACUUUUUUGGAAUUUUGCCUAUCAUUCACAAUCAUUAUGAAAUACUUGACACACUGAUUUUUUUUAAGCAUUCUAAAUAUUAAAUAAACGUAAAUAAAAGUCCACAUACAACAGAGUCAAUGUCAAGUCUAUGCUGCCCAUAAAAUCCAAUAAAAAUUAUCAUUCAACAAUACUCAAUUUACAUUUGGUGACAUGAACAAUAACCAAGUAUUAGUGAUAUUGUAAUUAUAAGCGCUAACGCUGACAAACUAUUUUUAGCGCCGCUAGAAAUAGUUGUGUACAAUUUCGACAUGAUUAAUUAGGUAGGUGUUUCCUCACUUAUUUGCUCCCUGGGAGUUUAUUGUAGAUCAUAAAUCAUGCCUCUCACCUAGAAAGUAAAUGGCUGAGGACGUACUCCGACAAGUUGGUACACUAGCGAGAACCACAAGAAAAGACACUAGGUCCCCCCGCUUCCUUGCGAGAAUUAUGAGACAUUCUUCAUCUAAUUGGGAAUAUAUGAACAUCUUAGCAGUCAGCAUCCUAAUGACAGCAGACAUUGUACAGUAAGUUAUGUUUUCUUAUGUUUGUGGGCUCUCAUAAAGUCUGCAAUGAGUAAUAAUCAGUGAUGAAGAAAAAAAGGCAAACGUAAUGCUUUUUUGAAAUUAGUGCGCCGCGUAUGCUUAAAAUCAUCUAAAUACGUAAAUAUUAAAUGUUAUUAUAAAUGUGCUCGUUACGACAUUACAUAUAUACUUACAUUAUGUACUGUAUAUACAACCUCAAUGGAGGUGUUCAGAUGUUUCUUUUAAGGGCUUUAAAGCUCAGUUGGUAGAGCGGCCGUGCCAGCAACUUGAGGGUUGCAGGUUCAAUCCCCGCUUCUGCCAUCCUAAUCACUGCCGUUGUGUCCUUGGGCAAGACACUUUACCCACCUGCUCCCAGUGCCACCGACACUGGUUUGAAUGUAACUUAGAUAUUGGGUUUCACUAUGUGAAGCGCUUUGAGUCACUGGAGAAAAAGCGCUAUAUAAAUAUAAUUCACUUCACUUUAUAGGCAGAAUAGUGCAGCUACCAUAGACUCCAUGAGUUGUCUUUUGUCUAUUGAGAAUGCAUGAAAAUAAAAAAAUAAAAAAUAAAUUAUGUCUCUUAUAAUAACUAUGAACAAAAGGCAAAAUUCCAAAAAAAUGUGCAGUUCCCCAUUAAUAUCUAAACAAUUUCCCAUGACAAUAUGGAAAAGCUGUCGGUGUGUUUGAUGGAGAAGCAGUUAGGACGUACCGAAGAAGUCCACUCUAUAAGGUAAAUUAUUUACAUUAAUAUUACAUUACUUCAUAAAUGUAAUUAUUUACACUACAUUUUAUGUUUAUUGGUUUUAUACACCGUUUCUCAUCUAAAAAAAAUAUUUUUAAAGGGCAUGUUACAUGUUAAAACUGUGCCGUUUUGGAUGUGGAGCAAGCACAAUUGAUUUUAAUUAAUUUCAAAGUGCGAUGCUGAUUUGAGAUACAAGCGUUUUUAGUUAAGAGCGCCGUCACAGAAGCAAUUAAGCCCGUAAGUGGAGGUACUAAUGUAUUGACGUUCAUGCAAAUGUGGCCAUUGUGUGCACAACAAAAACAAUAUGUCCAUUUUUGUAAUUGUAUAUCUUUGUUUUGCAUGACUUCACCUCAAUUCCCCUGAUUUUCAUAAGAGCACAUCAAAAUAUAUUACUGUCCUCAUCUAAAAAAACAAACCGAUGAAGCAACUACACACAUGUUUUGGAGACAAUAUUAGACACGUUUGAGAUCCAAAACAAGAGCCAUUACAAGGAUAUUUAUUUUCUUGUGCAAGAGUGGACAUACCAAUUCAGUCCUAAAAAUGCUGAGUCAGGACAAUCACCACUAAGCACACAAAGACCGCCAUAUUUCGGUUCAAUGUGUGUACUAUUUAAUCAAACAUUUGGGAAAGUGGAAAUUUCAAGCAUAUCUAUUUGUAAUUGUCUUUUUUACAUUUCUCAUGAUUGUACGCUUUAGACAGUUUAGUAGACAACUCUAGAUAUCAGGUUACACUAAUGACAUACAGUUCAUAUACAGCAAUUAUGUAUUCUAAUAAAAAACUUCCAAAAAAG